AUGUUUGGAAAGAAGGAAGGAAGAGAGGAAAAAGUGUAUUCAGUGAAAGGGAAGAGACGGCUGAGACUGAGACUGCUGAAAGAGAGAUGGAGCAGGGAAAACAAAAGAGGUUGUGAAAGUCCAUUUAUUUCUAAGCACGAAGUGAACUCUACAGACACAAGCACAGGCACAGUUUUUUCACUAAAGUGCUACCCAAGCUACUCAUAUGUGGGUUCUGACUGGAAGGAAUAUUUACCUUCAAAAAUGUGGAGUGAAGACGAAUUGCAUUGCUUUCCAUCACUAUCAGUCCGUAAAGGACGAUUUCUUUAUAAGAGUAAUGGUUCCGGAAUUAUAGUGAAUUUUGUCUGUGACACAGGCUACAAUGCUCAGGGUUCUUUGCAAUCCGUGUGUUUCAUGAAUGGACGGCGGCUCUACCUUCAACAUCCAAAGAAUUGCUUGCCUAUUCGUUGCUCUCGGCCAACUCUGCCUAAUGGAAGAACCGCGAUGACUAAUGUCAUUAUUGGGAGUAUCGUCAGGUAUUCUUGCAAUAAUGGUUACAGAAUGGUUGGAGAAAGAAAUUCUACAUGCAUUACAAAUGGAACUUGGAGUUCAGCUGUUCCUACUUGCAUCAAAAAAGUUUCUUCUAAAACUUUCAAGGAUCCGAUUCGGUUGCUUUCAUCAUUUCAAGACAAUUUCUUUGGGCGUUUGAUCACAUUUACAGCUGCUGCUCAAAAUGUUGUCCAACAACGCCAAACCAAAGUAGUCCCGAACCGCAAUAAUGGAGAAAAUGUUGCAUUAGAUGUUAUCUUUGUGAUGGACACGUCAGCAAGCAUUACUCGGCAACGAUUUGAUAAUCAUUUGAAACCGUUUCCAAAUAUGGUUGCUCAAUACUUUCUUGUAUCCCCAUUGCAUACAAAAGUAGGCGCUAUUGCAUUUGGCUACAGGAUCUAUGUCAUUUCACAUCUGACUGGCAAUCUUGACAAUUUCAAUCGCGAAAUUAGCAGAUUUGUUUAUAGAAAAGGCGGCGGUACUAAUACUGGUCAAGCAUUGUUGCGGGCAAUAGAAAUGUUCAACACAUCCGGAAGACCUUCGGCAAACUCAAAGCGAGUUGUGAUCUUGCUGACCGACGGCCAUAGAAACAUGGGUCCAAACAUCACGGCCACAGCCGAGAAACUGAAACUAAAUGCAAUAGAAGUAUUCGCUUUUGGAUUAGGAUCUGCUGUUAACGAAGCUGAGUUACACACACUGGCCUCUCCACCAAGUGACAGACACGUCUUUUUGAUCAAAUCCUUUCGUUUGUUUCGAAACUUUACUUUAAGCAUCGUUCCAAGUAAGGAUACUAACAAAUUGGCAGUGGCGGAUCCCAGUGGGAGAGCGAAGAGCACUAAUUCAAUUGUCUAA
Molecule: messenger RNA, 1380 nt
Organism: Corticium candelabrum
Lineage: Eukaryota; Metazoa; Porifera; Homoscleromorpha; Homosclerophorida; Plakinidae
Product: sushi, von Willebrand factor type A, EGF and pentraxin domain-containing protein 1-like
Exons: 5
Coding region: 1-1380 (459 amino acids)
Biological process (GO): complement activation
Cellular component (GO): extracellular region
Molecular function (GO): serine-type endopeptidase activity
Source: RefSeq, a predicted model, not a curated record